UCCCACUCUCCCACUCGCCCGGUUCCUUCAGUCAGGAAGAUCGACACUUGCCGCUCUGCUUGCUCUCUGCUCCCUUCUGUUUGUGCAGAACUUCUCCUUUCUUUCCAGAGUUAUCUUGAUACCCACCAUAGCCGACUUCUCACCCUCUCUCCGUUGUGAAUGCAGGCAUUCGUUCACAAACCCUCGUCUCAUGACUUCGCAAAGACGUUGAGUCCCUCGACGGAGAUCUGCCUCGCGCCAACAAGAAUUCGACUCUCCUACCUGACGAACACCAAACUACACCCGCUCACACGCCACACAACAAAACAACACACACGGCGAUGCCCAACACGAGCCUGCGGCGCCCCCAAAAGGGCUACCGCCGCGGCGGGAAGCAGGCUUACCAUGGACCUGGCCAGACGACACGCACCUUCGCAGCCUCGAGCCGCGCCGAAGCAACAUCAGCCGAUGAGAAGUGGGAGCGCACGCGGCUGACGAAUACCAUCGACGAGAACAUGGGCUUCGCUCGCUACGAAGGCGGCAAGCGCAAGGAGGGUUGGCUCGUCAACGUGCAGCCGACGUCAGUCGAGGACGAGCGGAUACCGGGCGGCCGCGCGGCGCUCGACUGCUACUUCAUCGAGGACGACGGCUCGCACUUCAAGGCCACGGUCGAGUACGAACCUUACUUCCUCAUCGCUGUUAAAAAGGGUCGCGAGAGCGAGGUUGAAGAGUGGCUCAAGCGUGUGCCUGGCGGCGGUGUCGUCAAGACGAUCAAGCGAGUCGAGAAGGAGGACCUGAAGAUGCCGAAUCACCUAAUGGGCUACCGCCGGACGUUCCUCGAGCUGAGGUUCUCCAACAUCAACGACCUGAUGGCGGCGAGGAAGGAUAUUAUGCCGAUAGCGUCCAAGAACAGGAAGAACGUGGAUGCCUUGGACGCAUACGCUGAAGUCCAGACGACGAACGGCGACUUUGACCUUUUUGACGACUCACGAGAUGACGAUAGACGAGCCAAUGCUUCUUUUGCCGACGCCAGCGACUUCAUUGUCGAUAUUAGGGAAUAUGACGUGCCAUAUCACGUCCGGGUAAUGAUUGAUAUGGAUAUUCGCGUGGCGAAAUGGUACUUCGUCGACGUCAAGCACGGCGUCACAAAGAUCACAAUCAACGAAGACCGGCUGGCCAUGGCGGAUCCCGUUGUCAUGGCUUACGAUAUCGAGACGACGAAGCUGCCCUUGAAGUUCCCAGACGCCGCCAUCGACCAGGUUAUGAUGAUUUCGUACAUGAUCGACGGACAAGGUUUUCUCAUCACAAACCGAGAGAUCGUCUCGGAAGACAUCUCCGACUUCGACUACACCCCGAAACCCGAAUACCCCGGCUCCUUUAUGAUUUUCAACGAGCCGGACGAGAAGGCCGUCCUCGAACGCUUCUUCCUGCACAUCAAGGAGGCGAGGCCGACGGUCAUUGCGACGUACAACGGUGACUUUUUCGAUUGGCCUUUUGUCGAAGCCCGCGCUAGCGUCAACGGUAUCGACAUGUACCAGGAGAUCGGCUGGAAGAAGGACAGCGAGGACCAGUACAAGUGCAGUUACAGCGUGCAUAUGGACUGCUUCCACUGGGUGAAUCGAGACUCGUAUCUUCCCCAGGGAUCUCGAGGCUUGAAGGCUGUCACGGUGGCCAAGCUCGGAUACGACCCCGACGAGCUCGAUCCCGAAUUGAUGACGCCCUACGCCGCCGAACGGCCGCAGACCUUGGCCGAGUACUCCGUUUCCGACGCCGUGGCGACGUAUUACCUGUACAUGAAAUACGUCCACCCCUUCAUCUUCUCCCUCUGCACAAUUCUGCCCUUGGGCGGCGACGACACAUUACGGAAGGGUACCGGUACUCUCUGUGAGAUGCUAUUGAUGGUCCAGGCUUACCAGCAGGAGAUCGUGUUGCCCAACAAGCACGUCUCGCCCAGGGAAGCAUUCUACGACGGUCACCUGCUAGACUCAGAAACGUACGUCGGUGGUCACGUCGAGAGUAUCGAAGCAGGCGUUUUUCGCGCAGAUAUCCCUGUCAAUUUCGCAGUUGACACGGGUGCGGUAGACGAGUUGUUGAAGGAUUUGGACGCCGCGCUCAAGUUCAGCAUCACAGUGGAAGAGAAGAAGUCGAUGGACGACAUCGAGAACUACGACGAAAUUAGAGAGCAGAUCGCCUCGCGCUUACGUGCCCUCAAAGAGACACCAAACCGGAGCGAGCGCCCCUUGAUUUACCACCUCGACGUCGCUUCCAUGUACCCCAACAUCAUGACGACAAAUCGACUCCAACCCGACUCCAUGAUCCAGGAAUCGGACUGUGCGGCCUGCGACUUCAACCGGCCCGGGAAGACGUGUGACAGGCGGAUGCCCUGGGCGUGGAGAGGAGAGUACCUGCCGGCAAAGCGCGACGAGUACAAUAUGAUCAGGAACGCGCUCGAAAACGAAAAGUUCCCAGGCAAGUGGCCAAACUCGCCGCAGCGGACUUUCCAGGACCUUUCCCCGGACGAGCAGACGGCUCUGCUGAGGAAGCGGCUGCAGAUUUUCUCACAAAAGGUCUACCACAAGAUCCACGACUCGACGACAACGGUCAAGGAGGCUAUCAUCUGUCAGCGCGAGAAUCCGUUCUACAUUAACACCGUCCGAGACUUCCGUGAUCGUCGUUACGACUACAAGGGCAAAGCCAAGGUCUGGAAAGGCAAGACUGAGUCCCUCAAGCAGUCGGGCGCGACGUCUUCCGAAGUCGACGCGGCGAAGAAGAUGAUCAUCCUGUUCGACUCUCUGCAGCUUGCCCACAAGGUCAUUCUGAACUCGUUCUAUGGCUACGUCAUGAGAAAAGGAUCGCGGUGGUACUCCAUGGAAAUGGCCGGUGUGACUUGUCUUACGGGAGCAACAAUUAUCCAACUGGCCCGAUCGCUCGUUGAGCGCCUUGGGCGCCCGCUAGAGUUGGAUACCGACGGUAUUUGGUGUAUGCUUCCGGCCACGUUCCCGGAGAACUUUGCUUUCAAGACGAAAAACGGAAAAAAGGUCACCAUCUCGUACCCUUGUACUAUGUUGAACCAUCUGGUCCACGCCAAGUUCACGAAUCACCAAUACCAGACGCUCGUGGACCCCAAGACGCUCAAGUACGAAACUCAUAGCGAUAACUCCAUUUUCUUCGAAGUCGACGGUCCCUACAAGGCCAUGGUUCUGCCUACGUCCAAGGAGGAGGAUAAGAACUUGAAGAAGCGCUACGCCGUCUUCAACGACGACGGUAGUCUGGCCGAGUUGAAGGGUUUCGAGGUGAAGCGCCGAGGAGAGUUGAAGCUUAUCAAGAUCUUUCAGCAGCAAAUCUUUAAGUUCUUCCUCGAAGGAGAGACCCUGGCCGAGUGCUAUGCUGCCGUUGCCAAGGUCGCCAACCAGUGGCUGGACGUCUUGCAUAGCAAGGGUUCGACACUGGCGGACGAGGAGCUGAUGGAGCUCAUUUCCGAGAACAGAAGCAUGUCCAAGACGCUCGAGGAGUACGGUUCGCAGAAAUCGACGUCCAUCACCACGGCCAAGCGUCUGGCGGAUUUCUUGGGUGAACAGAUGGUCAAGGACAAGGGACUCAACUGCAAGUUCAUCAUCUGCGCGAGGCCGAAAAACGCCCCUGUCACCGAGAGAGCCGUACCCGUCGCCAUCUUCUCCGCCGAGGAGACGACGAAGCGUUUCUACCUGAAAAAGUGGCUGAAGGAGGAACCUCCCGACACCGACCCGAGAGCUCUACUGGACUGGGACUAUUACCUUGAGCGUCUGGGGUCCGUCAUCCAGAAGCUCAUCACCAUUCCGGCCGCGCUCCAGAAAGUCAGGAACCCCGUCCCCCGCGUCGCCCAUCCCGAUUGGCUCCAGCGCAGAAUCAACAUCAAGGACGAUAAGAUGAAGCAGAAGAAGCUCACGGAUCUGUUCACCAAGGGGCCUCUAGAGGACAUCACCAACCUCAACGGUCGAUCUGCGGCCGACAUGGAAGACUUUGGUGGCCAGCUUCUGAAGCCAAAGCCUGUGACUUCGGUGGUGGCUUCGUCGCAGCCUGCUGCUCCCACUUCUCAGAAGCGAAAGUCGCCUGGACCUGCCGAGAAUGCCGAUCCCUUCGCUGCCCUGCCCAAGGAGAUGCCCUCACCUUCAGACGACUACGUCGGUUUUCUGCAAUACCAGAAACAGAAGUGGAAGAUCCAGAAGCAGGCGCGCAUCCGGCGACGACAGCUCUUCGGAGACCGGCGCGGCAAUAACCAGAACAAUAUUCAGAACACGUUCAUGAAGCAGGCACACAUGACCUUCAUGAACACGUGGCAGCUCCUGCAUCUCAAACCAACGGAGACACCUGGCAUCGUUAAUGCACACGUCCUUAUCGAUGCGAAGAUCCACUCGCUCAAGAUCAAGGUGCCGCGACAGGUAUUCCUGAACCUCAAGAGCGGAGAAAUGCCAGACGUCGACAUCCCGGGAUGUGAGGUCGAGCAAGUUAACCAUACGCUACCGAACGGGCAUUCGUCAGUCCAUCUUUUCAAGCUGACCGUCCCCGAGGAUGUCUAUUUCGCCGAGGCCGACAAAUUCUCGCUGCUAUUUAACCACCCAAGCGUCGAGGGCGUGUACGAGAAGCAUCUGCCUCUGAACAUCCGUGCUGUUCUUCAGUUGGGCAACCAGUGCGCCAUUGACGAGCGGCAACAUGCGGUGCUUGGAAAGGGUCUCGAGCAAGGGUUCGACUUGCUCGGCCUCAAACGUCCCUUGAAGCCCCGGACCUACCUCGAGACCUCGCCACUCGCGUACAUCUACAUCUCCCACGUCACUGCAGGCGACAGACAGAUUUUCGGAGUCUUCUCAACACUGAAAGACGAAGCGCACGUCAUUAUCUUGCAGAAGGGCAGAGAUUCAGGACAAGACCUCCCCAAUAUCUCACGGAUCUACACCGAGCUGCUGGCGCGACGAGGAGAGGAGGCGGCGGGCACCAACUGGCAGGACUGCUUCACGUACCAGGAAAAGCUGAACUUCAAGAUCACGCAAGUGACGACUCGACGAAAGGCGCAUUUGGAGCUUAGCGACGUGGUCAAGAAGAUGAGGAAGGACGAGCUGCGGCCACUGAUGAUGGUCAUCCAGUCGUCUCAGCGCAACAUGCUCAUCAACGACGUCCCCAUCCUCGGCGAGUUUCCUGUACUGCCGCUUAAGUACGACCCCGCCGACAGCUCUCUCCCACCGCUCGGCUGGCAAGCAGUCGUGGCCAGACGACUUGUUGGACACUACCUUGGUCUUGGCUCCUGGAUCGUGCAUCUGAACACCCUUGCGCGGUACGGCGAGGUUCCACUCUGCAACCUCGAGCGAGAAGACCCCCGUUUCCUCAUAGAUAUCGCGUACGCCAGGCGGCUGCAGAACAACAACGUCGUGCUGUGGUGGUCCGCGGGCCCUCGGCCUGACCACGCUGGCCACGAGAAGGACGACAUCACCGGACCUCUAGAAACUGUCCAGAUGCCCGCGACCAACAACCCUGGCACGUUCUCGUCGGUCUGUAUCGAUCUGGAAGUCAGAAACCUGGCCAUCAACACGAUAUUGACAUCCUCCCUGAUCAACGACUUGGAAGGGUCGGAGUCCAUCUCGUUCAACCCCGCUGGGGAUGGAAACGCAGCAGGGGAUGAAGUCAUCUCUUCGGAGGGCACCUUUGCAAAUGCCGGUGUCCUGGUGCUGCGCGAGAUGGUGAAGAGUUGGUGGCAAGAAGCCUGCAAGGGCAGCGCGAUGGCCGACGUUAUGGUUCAGCACCUCGUCCGCUGGGUCGAGAACCCCGACUCUUUCCUGUAUGACCGCGCGCUGCACUACUACGUGCAGAUGAUGUCUCGCAAAGCCUUCCAGCAGCUCAUGGCCGAUUUCCGUCGCGUCGGUUCGCAGGUCAUCUUUGCCAACUCCAACCGUCUUCUCCUGCAGACGACCAAGGCCGAGGUGGGCACCGCCUUCGCGUACAGUCAGUACAUCAUCAAGUCGAUCAAGAGCAAGCCCCUUUUCCACUUCAUCGACCUUGAGAUCAAAGAAUACUGGGACUACCUGGUGUGGUACGAUGAGUUCAACUACGGAGGCAAAGCUUGUCAGGAGGUCGUGGAAGCGGAGCAACAGACUCUCGACACCGUCAUGCACUGGCAGAUGGCCACCUUCCUUCCCAUCCGCCUGCAGCCGACGUUCCAAGACUGGGUCAUCGAGUUCAUCCAGCUCAUGCACAACCUCAAGCGGCCUCUGAACGGAGACCCCUCCUCGACGCCGCGCCUUACCCAGCUCCCGCAAAAGUCUCUCGCCGAGGGCGCUGAGGGGCAGAUCAUCCUCGGCAAGGCUUUUGAGAAGCCCCUGAAGAAGGACAUCGCCAACUUGAUCAACCUGCAGAAGCGCGAGCUCCUCCACCCAGAGCUGGCGGAGGACUACUCCUUCCCGCACCUGCCCGGGUCACACCUUACGCACCUCUCAUCGCGCAACGCCGUGCUCGAGCUUGUCAAGGCGCUGAUGCAGGUGCUCUCGCUCGACAAGAACAUCACGCUCGAGGCGCGCCUACUGCGCAAGGAGCUGCUCGCCAUGUUUGACGUGCGCGAGUUCAGCAAAGAGGGAGCGUUCCAGAACCCAAGCGAGAGCCUGAAGGUGAUUCAGCUCAGCUGCGACAGUUGUACGAUGGCGCGCGACCUCGACUUCUGCAGGGAUGAGGACCUGUUGCCGGAGAUGGGGCCGGACGGCAAACGCCUGAGCCCGGAGACGCGGCCGUGGCGGUGUACCUUUUGCGAAGCCGAGUACGACCGCAACGCCAUCGAGGAGAUGCUGCUGGCGCGGGUGGAGGCGUUCGUGGUGGAAUGGACGACGCAAGAUCUCAAGUGCGGCAAGUGCGGCGCGCUGCGGAUGAACGAGCUCAUGGAUCACUGCACCUGUAGCGGCGAGUGGGUGGAGAGCGUGAGGAGGGCGGACAUCGUGAGGCGGCUGGGAGUGUUUUGGAACGUGGCCAAGUUUUACGGGUUGAAGAUGCUAUUGGAGGUCACGGAGGGGCUGAGGAAGGGGCUUUGAAGAUACUUGGGAGCCAUUUUUAUACUGGGACGCAUGAGGGAUGUUAUGAUAUCACUGGCGCUUUUGGGAGAAGGAAAAGGUUUGCCUUUUGAGGCUGGAUGAACAUAGGGGGGUUGCAUAUGAUCGAGACCCCUGAAUACGACGGUAAUAAUGCAC
Colletotrichum destructivum is the source of this 7178-nucleotide messenger RNA. Its product is annotated as Putative DNA-directed DNA polymerase, family B, exonuclease domain, ribonuclease H-like superfamily. The coding region runs from base 321 to 7022 and encodes 2233 amino acids. Gene Ontology annotation, biological process: leading strand elongation; mitotic cell cycle; base-excision repair, gap-filling. Gene Ontology annotation, molecular function: nucleotide binding; DNA binding; DNA-directed DNA polymerase activity. The record is from RefSeq and is a predicted model, not a curated record. NCBI's taxonomy places the organism in Eukaryota, Fungi, Ascomycota, Sordariomycetes, Glomerellales, Glomerellaceae. Gene Ontology annotation, cellular component: nucleus; epsilon DNA polymerase complex. The transcript is spliced from 3 exons.